Zingiber officinale is the source of this 2555-nucleotide messenger RNA. Its product is annotated as protein ESMERALDA 1-like. Bases 159 to 1883 code for a protein of 574 amino acids. NCBI's taxonomy places the organism in Eukaryota, Viridiplantae, Streptophyta, Magnoliopsida, Zingiberales, Zingiberaceae. The record is from RefSeq and is a predicted model, not a curated record. The transcript is spliced from 10 exons.
CCAUCUCUGGCUUGAGGUUCGCUUCCUCCGGUCGGGGGAAAAGGAUCCAUCGUUACAAGCACCAGGCGGAGGUAACCCACGACGCUCAGAUUCCGAUUCGCCCCCGUCGUCGAUCCGCCGAUCGAGGGUGGGCGACCGGAUCGAUCCCUGCCGCCACCAUGCAGUACCACGCCUACAACCGCCUGGGGAGCGGCGGCGGUGGCGGGGGCGGCGGUGGGGGCACGCCCUCGCCCCCGGCGUCGCCCCGGAGGUCGCCCAGGGUCUACCGCCGCGGCAGCGGGAAGGGGAUUCUCGGUAGGGGCGGCGUCGGGCCGCAGGUCGGGCCCCGGGCCUUCCCGCAGCGGAUGGUGUGGAUGAUUCUCUCCCUCCUCCUCCGGCGACAGGCGAUCUUCCUGUUCGCGCCGUUGUUGUAUGUAUCCGCCAUGCUCGUCUACAUGGGCACUCUCUCCAUCGACAGCGGGGUGCGAAUAAUCUCCCGCUCGCCUCCUGGUUCCGUAUACCGGAGCCCUAGACUCUACGAGCGCCUCCGCCCCGACAUGGAUGCCGAUAACUCCACCGACGGCUUAUCAGCUGUAUGGAAACACUCUCACAGAGGUAGUGUGUGGCAACCCUGUGUAAAGACCUCUACGCAUGGCUUGCCUGAUUCAAAUGGUUAUAUUUAUGUUGAGGCAAAUGGUGGCUUGAAUCAGCAAAGGACAUCGAUAUGCAAUGCGGUGGCAGUAGCAGGAUAUCUGAAUGCAACACUUAUUAUUCCGAAUUUUCACUAUCACAGCAUUUGGAGAGAUCCUAGCAAAUUCGAUGACAUCUAUGAUAAGGAUCACUUCAUCAACACUCUGAAAAAUGAUGUACGAAUAGUUGACAACGUUCCAGAGUUCAUAAUGGAUCGGUUUGGUCACAACAUGAGCAAUGUCUUCAACUUCAAGAUAAAAGCUUGGUCCUCGAUUCAGUACUACAAGGAUAAUGUUCUUCCUAAAUUGAUCGAGGAAAGGCUUAUACGGAUAUCUCCUUUUGCAAAUCGGUUAUCAUUUGAUGCCCCUCCUGCAGUUCAGCGCUUAAGAUGCUUGGCAAAUUUUGAAGCGUUGCAAUUUUCAAAUCCUAUUGCAAAUUUAUCUGAAAAAUUAGUCUCUCGAAUGAAAAAACACAGUAAAGAUACUAACGGGAGAUAUAUUGCAGUGCAUCUACGUUUUGAAGAGGAUAUGGUUGCAUUCUCUUGCUGCAUAUUUGAUGGUGGUGAAGAAGAGAAACAAGACAUGGAUGCUGCAAGAGAGAGAGGCUGGAGAGGAAAAUUUACUAAACCAGGUCGUGUUAUUCGACCUGGGGCAAUUAGAAUAAAUGGAAAAUGCCCACUAACACCUUUGGAGGUUGGUUUGAUGCUUAGAAGCAUGGGCUUCUCUAAUGAUACUGCCAUUUAUUUGGCUUCUGGGAAAAUCUAUAAAGCUGAAAAGACCAUGGCUCCCCUCCUUGAAAUGUUUCCCCUUUUACAAACUAAAGAAACAUUGGCGUCAGCUGAGGAGCUAGCCCCGUUUAAGAACUAUUCCUCCAGAAUGGCUGCGUUAGACUACUCAGUGUGUCUUCACAGCGAAGUGUUUGUGACUACUCAAGGUGGAAAUUUUCCUCAUUUUCUGAUUGGCCAUCGGAGAUACAUGUACGGUGGACACUCUAAGACCAUCAAACCUGACAAGAGAAAAUUGGCAUUAUUAUUCGAUAAUCAGAAUAUGGGGUGGAAAUCUUUGAAACGACAAAUGCUUAAUAUGCGAGCUCACAGUGACGCCAAGGGAAUCGAGAUGAAAAGAUCAACUGAUUCAAUAUUCAGUUUCCCUUGCCCUGACUGUAUGUGCCAUGCAAACAAAACAGAAAAUGCAAAACCAUCAUCAGCUCGGUAGUAUGAGAUCAGAGAAUUUUGGCUAACAUUUGUUGCGAUUCACCUGCUAUCAGAAUGGGUGCAUCCUUCAUUCUUUCAUUUGCCUCUUCUGGGAGUGCUGUUAUUUCCAAGUCUCGAUUACCCGAGCUCGUAGAUACUAUUCUUAUAGCCUGGGCAUACUUUGUAUAGCCGAAUAGUGAGUGAAGAUGGUAGCCCAUUCGUUGUUGCCCGGGUGCUGACGGACACUUUUAACUGCGAAUGCCAAUCUCUGCACCUGGAAGUAGUCUGUCCUAGCUAUUCAGUUGCUUGUCUGUCGGCAGAGGCUUGUACAUUAGUCAAUUCUUUUCGCAAACUGGAGAUUCAUCGAGCGAUUUGAUAUGUAGCUCGAAUUCACCCCACCGACACUUGGCCAUUCGUCUGUUGGCAACCACAGAAAUCAGCCUUUAGGGUUUAUCUUCUUCACCCCAGAGUGUGGGGGGCGUUUAUUAUUCAUUUGUUCGAUUAGUUUCUCAAUUUUGAUACUAAUGCUGCUGUAGCAUUGGUGUUCCGUGGUCGCCAUUUUUCUUUUCUUCUUCUUCUUGUGUCACACUCGUUUUGAUCGUCAAAUUAUUCUUAUUUUUCCCUGAUGUACAGAUUGCUCUUGUACUUUACUGAGAAAAGUAAAGAUUAUAUGCCUCACUAUAUUGUGGAUUCA